AUGGGGCCAGUCUUGGGGCGCAGUUCGUAUAUUGAUGACAUCGCGCAUGGGGCGGCCACGUGCGAUCAAUUAUGUGGUGACCUAGAUGCGUUGCUCUAUCGGUUACGGUACUGGAGUAUCUCAGUUAGCUUGCCUAAGAGCGAGUUCGGGAAGCGGAUACGUGCCACCCCGAAGAUCAUAAAAGGCAUUCAGGAGUUACCAUUUCCGUCUACCCUGAAAAAAAACCAGUCAUUUCUAGGCAGCCUGAAUUCCUACCACAAAUUCAUUGAGGAUUACGCCGUGGUAGCUACUUCACUCUAUGAGUUGACCGAUGAUCAAUCUCGAGCAAAAGAAUCUAUUGAGAUCCUGAAGAGGAAGAUUGUGUCUACACCACUACUCAGACAUUCGGAUCGAACGAAACCUUUUGUGAUCAUCCCUCAUGCGAAUCAGUGGGCUGCUUGUGCAGUUCUAGGACAGAUGCAUGACGGGCUUGUUCAACCUGUUCGUUUCACGGGGCGUGCCCUGAGUGACGCCGAGCUCAAGUACCUUAUUGCUGAGAAGGAAGUUCUCGCUGUGAUGCGAGUGCUCCAUGUGUUCAAGAAUAUGAUCGGAGGAUGUCCGUUGAUAAUCUACACUCGACAUUCAGUGUUGAAAUGUGUCAUCAAUUCUAAAACUGCCGAAGGCCACCUGGUGCCAUGGGGUGUCGCUCUCUCACAGUACGACUUGGAAAUUCGGAAGGUCAGUCGAGAUGAGGAUGGCCUAGCCGCCAUUAUGGGUGCAGGUAUCACUCCCAGGGAGCACUUAGAUGAAGUCGCCGAAGUACUCAUUCCAGCCAAGGAGCGCGUCAAACCGCCUCCAGUCGUGAGUGUCGAAAUUCUCUCGGCAGAGUACUCCGGAGUAGUCCUGAGUUUCGAUGGUGCGGCCAAAACUUCCACAAGGAAGGGCAGCUGCGGAUGCAGCAUUCUGUGGCAGUUACCUGAAUGGAAGGUUUUGGAUGCCCGAGGAUACAUCCUGGAUGGAGUCACCGUCAACGACGCGGAAUACUUCGGGUUGCUUAAAGGACUUGCAAUGGCUUUGGAAAGGGGAAUUCAGGACAUAGUCGUCGUGGGUGACUCGAGAAUUCCUAAUCUCCAAAGGAGGCUAGCUGAAUGUGAAAUCCUGAAGAAACGUUUCCAGACGGUCCGACUGGUGCACAUGAAGCGCGAGUUCAACCAAGCCGCUGAUUACUUGACAUCGAAGCUUCUUUAUGAUCUCGAGAAACGACACCUGGAAGUAGUAUCUAAGAUUCGCGAGCAGUUGGUGAAACCGUCGGAAGGCACCGACACUCGAGUUCACAGUGGAGAUCCCAUGCAAGACUCUGGUGAACGAGAUGGCAAUUCAGGAACGAGACAUGGUCCUGGCCCUGAAUGUGCUCCUCUAUCUUCUGCCGCCCGAGUCAUGACCGUACUCACGAGAUCGCGAGCUCAAGAAGUUGACGACGACGAGGUUCCGCCCAUGGGACCGCUAGCGUUUCAGGCUGAACGCUGGAGACGGAUCAAGGUUCAUCAAGAGAGUGAUGAGUAUCUAACAGAGAUAAGGGCGUUCCUAAAUGACGACCUGAACAAGUUCUCAUCCACACGCCUGAAGAAGAUCAGUAAAGUUGCAGAUCUGUUCGUUCUGGACCGGGGAAUAUUGUACAGACUUCCACACUCUGUUCGCGGAAGACCACGACAUACCGUGGAUAAUUUGAGACUGGUAGUCCUGAGUUCACUUCGGGACGCCCAUGAGGAUUUUCAAGGUGGCCAUCAAGGGAUCACCCGGACUCAUGAGAAGUUACGUACUGAAUUCUACUGGCCCGGCAUGUAUACGGACGUCCAACAUUUUGUGAAAGAGUGCAUGGGCUGUGCUAGUGGAAAAGGAGCUCCCCCGAAUGCUGGACCAUCACUAGGAAAUAUUGAACCA
Messenger RNA from Phytophthora megakarya, 1920 nucleotides. Lineage: Eukaryota; Oomycota; Peronosporomycetes; Peronosporales; Peronosporaceae. The record is from the annotation of a GenBank genome assembly.